This is a messenger RNA of Adineta ricciae, 1173 nucleotides long. The record is from the annotation of a GenBank genome assembly. NCBI's taxonomy places the organism in Eukaryota, Metazoa, Rotifera, Eurotatoria, Adinetida, Adinetidae.
AUGGAAAGUCUAACUUCUGCAAUGCCAGCAACUGGUUCAUCUGCGCCAUUCGUCAAUACAAGUACUAUACUCACUACACUUACUUCAACGAUGUUAACAUCAACUCUAUCAUCGAAUAUAACCAACAUUACUAAUAAUUGUCUACUGAAAAAUUCGCCUUCGACAUGUCGACUAGGUGAAUUCAUUCGUGUCUUAGCGUAUCUAUUUUUGGGCGUUUCACUCCUGCCGCAAAUUCUUUAUUUAUUUAAUAAUGGCUCGAAGUACAUUGCUGGAAUCAGUUAUAUGUGGUUAAUUAUUCGUGUGCUUGCCUUAGCUUCAUUAGUACUUGCUCAUGCAUUUCAAUGGUCGUCUAUACUUGAGUUAAUUGCAUUGGUCUCAACCAUAAUUAUCUUUAUACAGAUUUUCAUCUAUGCUGAUAAUUUUCAUCGACAACAGAAGAUUAUUUUAAUAUCUGCAAGUUUAUUAACAUGGGUCAUCGGAGGUUUUCUCUUGUUAUUACUCAGAAAACGACCUGAUUAUUUAGUUACGUUUGGAUAUAUCCUACUUUCAAUUCAUACAUUACCUCAAAUUCUACUUAAUUCCUUAUUGAGAACAGCAAAAUCUUUAUCAAAAUUUUCGAUUUUAUUUCUUUCUAUGAGUGAUACACUUUUCUUUGCUAGUAUUUACGUAUCCAAUGAAAACUAUUUUCAUUUAGUUUUAUAUUACUACGCUUUUUCAUUCUUUUUUUAUAUCUAUUUACAAAGUAUCAUUCAUGCUGAUGCGAAUAUUUUUAUAAUAUCACGUUCCGCCCAUACGGUUUUGACGCCCGGAGUGAAUUUGUAUACGGGACUUGAUGCAACUGGUGCGCGUAGCGCUGGCCAAGAACCACAAAUGUUCUCAAUUGAUGAUUUAGAAACAGGUGAUGGAACAGAUGUUGUCUAUCAGCCAGUUACAUCAAAUAAACCGGCAGUACCGACGGUUGAACAAACGCGAAUGAACCAAAUUGUCUGGUAUGCAACAUUAGCAUCGAUCGUUGCUAUUGAAAUCAUUCUUACAAUCAUGUUGAUUGUUCGAGCAUGGUCAGAAUGGAUUAUUCUCGUGCCUGUAUCAAUUCCUGUCGUGUUGGGCAUAUUUUUCUUACUGCGAACUCGAUUAAGUGACUCUCAAAAGGAAAACCUACGAAAAAUUUUGUAA